UUUUUUUUUUGUUCCGUUUGCUUUCUUGUUAUUCUCUUGAACAGUAAUCGAGGUUUUUUUUUUCUUUUAAUCCUAAAAGAGUAUAGACGGAUCUAAUCUGAAUAUUUUAAUUGGUUUUAUUUGUAAAAAGAUUGCAAUAUUAAAGCUUUGAUUGCAACAAGAUUUUGGCAGCUGGGUAUCGUUUGAUCUGAAUUAUUGAGAUCUGGGCUGCUUUGUGGAAUUUGUCAUGUUUUAUUUGUUCGAAAGAUUUGAUUUUAUGGUGUUCUUUAAUCUGGUUUUCUCUGCCAAUUGAUGAAUUUUGUUGUUUGAGAAGUCAUUUUGACUAAUUUAGUUUUAAAAUUUAUUGGAAUAUGGUUCUUUUAUUGAUAAUCAGUUGAUCUAGAUUAAUAGUCUUAUUGAAUUUGGAUCAGAAACCGUAAUUGAUGUGGUUUUUCAAAAUGCUUAACUGUGACAGAGGCACUUUUACUGAAUGAAAAUUUCGUUGGGUAAUUGGUAGCAAUGGAAAACCCCGUAUAGUGGUACAAUUCCCCAAGUUUUCUAUUUUAUCACUUGAUAAGUUGUUUGCUAUGUUUGUGUGGUUCUUUUCCGCAGUUUGAAAAUUUCUUCAUUGUAUCUGGGAUUUCGGAUAUAUGGUUAUCCAUUUUUAUCAGUGGAUUGCAGUUGUUGAAGAAAGAAGGAUUUAGAGUGGUUUCGAUAAAAAGGAGGUGCUUCUUUUGCCAUCAAAUCAGUAAGGCAUGGUGGAAGACAGGGUUCGUUUGGUCUCAAGGGAAUAUCCCAGGACCUGUGAAAAAGAAAGCAAUUGGCCUUGUAUGAAUCACCGGCUGGAAAAAAUUGAGUUUCAGCAAGGGAAGCGACCUUUAGAAACAGUCGGAGAGAAAGAAGCGGUUGUCAGAAAGGUGUCUAGGAAUUCGGGAAUCUUUGUAGAUACAUCUUUAUCACUUGGUGGGUUUUUAAUGUCCACUUCUGACCAAUCCAGUAACAAGCGGCAAACAGGAGAAAAUUCUGAUUCGAGUUCUUUGAUUGCUGCUAUUGGUCGUGACAACUCUAUUAGUUGUCUCAUUCGAUCCUCAAGAGCUGAUUACGGUGCCAUUGCAUCUUUAAACAGUAGUUUCCGUUCACUCAUUAGAAGUGGCAAGCUCUAUAGGUGGAGGAGGGAAAAUGGCGUGGUCGAGCACUGGGUUUAUUUCUCCUGUGGGCUUCUCGAAUGGGAAGCAUUUGACCCGAGUCGUCGCCGUUGGAUGCAUUUACCAAGUAUGAGUCCUAAUGGCUGUUUCGUGUUUGCAGAUAAGGAAUCUUUGGCUGUUGGUACUGAGCUUCUUGUUUUUGGAUGGGAUCUCAUGUCUCAUAUAACUUACCGGUAUACUUUGCUGACCAACACGUGGUCGCCUGGAUUAAAUAUGAACGAGCCUAGGUGUUUGUUUGGAUCUGCCAGCCUGGGGGAGAUCGCAAUAUUAGCUGGUGGUUGCAACUCGCGUGGCACUAUCCUCAGUUCUGCAGAGCUCUACAAUUCUGAGUUGGGAAUUUGGAGGACGCUCCCAAGCAUGAACAAACCGAGGAAAAUGUGUUCCGGGGUGUUCAUGGACGGAAAGUUUUAUGUGAUUGGAGGAAUCGGAGGAACCGAGUCAAAGCUUCUUACAUGUGGGGAGGAAUAUAAUUUGGAAACCGAAACUUGGACUGAAAUACCUAACAUGUCCCCAGUGCGGACUAAUGUGUCCAGGGAAUUCAAUCUAUCUGCUUCUUCUGAAGCACCGCCAUUGAUUGCUGUUGUAAAUAAUCAAUUGUAUGCCGCUGAUUAUGCUGACAUGUCACUGAGAAAAUAUGACAAGAAUAAUAAAGUGUGGACUACCGUAGGAAGUUUGCCAGAACGAGCUGAUUCUAUGAAUGGUUGGGGUUUGGCAUUUAGGGCAUGUGGCGAUAAGCUUAUUGUAAUUGGGGGGCCUCGGACUGUCGGUCAAGGAUAUAUUGAAGUCAAUUCGUGGGUUCCAAGUGAUGGUCUGCCACAAUGGGUUUUGCUCGGCAGAAAGCAAUCUGGCAAUUUUGUUUACAAUUGUGCUGUGAUGGGAUGCUGAUCAUUUGUGUUUCGAUGCACUGUCUGUACAUUCAGAUCAGGUGCCUUUCUCUCUGAUGGAUUGAAUCCCAGAUGCACCAGAUUUUCUUGCAAGUUCUAUUUUCAACUUUUUUCUCCCUCUCACUUGGAGGAUGAUCAGAAGGAUUGCCAGAUUUUCUUCAAGAUUCGAUCGACUACUCUCUUUGAGGUCGUCUUGGGUAUAUCUUUUAAAACCAAAUCAAAACUUUCUUUCUUUAAAUUGCCUUCUCCUUUUGAAGUAACAUGGGAAAAUCUCAAACUUGACCUUUGCACAGUAAAGUUGGUUCGAAUAACUUCUAGGGUGAAUACAUUUAUAGGUUUUCAUUGGUUUCUUAUGGAGGUUUAUCUCAUAGAAUUCUGUGAUUUGGUUUUUCAAGUUCUUGAUGUUCUUGGCAUUGUAUGAACGAGGAAAACAAUAAGGCAUGAACAUGUUUAUUGGGAGCAUCGAUCUUUUAUUUCUUUCCAGUUACUCUUUGUAGCUAUAUAGCAGCUUCCAGUUCUCUUUUAUCCCGGCGUUUGAGUAAUGCUGGUACUACGGACUCGAAUUGAUUGCAAUUUUUAAUCUCUAUAAAAGGGAAUUAAAAUUUUCAAGAUUU
Molecule: messenger RNA, 2682 nt
Organism: Olea europaea var. sylvestris
Lineage: Eukaryota; Viridiplantae; Streptophyta; Magnoliopsida; Lamiales; Oleaceae
Product: F-box/kelch-repeat protein SKIP11-like
Exons: 1
Coding region: 735-2069 (444 amino acids)
Cellular component (GO): nucleus
Molecular function (GO): protein binding
Source: RefSeq, a predicted model, not a curated record